AGCAACCCCGCUCCCGGCAGCCCCCGCGCCUGCGUGUCCCUGCCCUUCAUAGCGGCCAAGAUGGCGACGGCCACUCGCAUCAUCCAGCGAUUCCGCAACUUCUUAGCAGGGAGAAACCUCCAGGCCAAGCUGGCGCUGCGCUACGACGAGAUCUCCAAGAGAACUCAGCCGCCACCUCGGCUCCCGGUGGGCCCCAGCCAUAAGUUCGCUAACAACUAUUACUGCAGCCGGGAUGGCCGACGAGAGGCGCUCCCGCCCAUAGUGGUCGCGGGUGGGCAGAAGACCAUCGCUGCAGGGGCUCAAGCUGGCAGCUCAGGCUCUGCAGUGACAACAGCUGAGAAAAAGCCAGUGACGCCAGGACCAGUACUUAAGAAAUGGGAAAUUUCAAAAGACCAGCCCUACUUGUGAGAAAUAAACAUGAUGAGCCGGGAUGUGUAGGUCAAAGUUCAUUACACAGCAUAACUCCAAUCAGGAGGCCUGUUGCAGAUUUUGCUGUGUGGAACUUGUCCUAGUGCUGCUGAUGCAUAACUAAUAAAUAUAUUUAAAGCUUUGACUAUUCCCCACACUA
This is a messenger RNA of Calidris pugnax (ruff), 568 nucleotides long. RefSeq names its product NADH:ubiquinone oxidoreductase subunit A7 (gene NDUFA7). Gene Ontology annotation, biological process: mitochondrial electron transport, NADH to ubiquinone; ATP synthesis coupled electron transport. The transcript is spliced from 4 exons. NCBI's taxonomy places the organism in Eukaryota, Metazoa, Chordata, Aves, Charadriiformes, Scolopacidae. Gene Ontology annotation, cellular component: mitochondrial inner membrane. The record is from RefSeq and is a predicted model, not a curated record. Bases 61 to 408 code for a protein of 115 amino acids.